Messenger RNA from Salvia splendens (bonfire salvia), 483 nucleotides. RefSeq lists its product as uncharacterized. The record is from RefSeq and is a predicted model, not a curated record. NCBI's taxonomy places the organism in Eukaryota, Viridiplantae, Streptophyta, Magnoliopsida, Lamiales, Lamiaceae. The coding region runs from base 1 to 483 and encodes 160 amino acids. The transcript has a single exon.
AUGGGAAAUUACAGAUCAUGCGAGUCAAAAUCCACUCUCACAGCCACAGCAAAACUAAUCCUCGUCUCCGGCCAACUCCAUGAAUUUGCUUGGCCGGUUAGGGUUUCGCUUUUGCUGCCGCCGGAUCCCGACUGCUUCAUAUGCAGCUCCGACGAGAUGGAAUUCGGCCAGUUCCCGGCGGCGAUGGGCGGCGACGAGGUGCUGCAGCCAGGGGAGAUCUACUUCGAGCUUCCGCUGGCGUGGCGGAACGUGCGCCUGCAGGCGGAGGACAUGGCGGCGCUGGCCUUGAAAGCGAGCUUAGCUCUGGCGACUAAUGAUGAUGAUGACGAUCGGAUUGUUAGAUGCUGCUGCUGUUGCUGGUCUAAGCGGGCUCAACCGGCAGCGUUGUUUUGUGAGAAGGAGAUGCCGCUCCUCGGUGGCGAUGGGGGCGGCGCCGGCCAACGCAAGUUUGUUGCGAAGCUUAGUGCAAUAGUUGAAGAUUGA